Orbicella faveolata is the source of this 1868-nucleotide messenger RNA. RefSeq names its product macrophage mannose receptor 1-like. The record is from RefSeq and is a predicted model, not a curated record. Lineage: Eukaryota; Metazoa; Cnidaria; Anthozoa; Scleractinia; Merulinidae.
UUGCCUCAGUAUUCAACAACAGUCAUGAUGUAAGGGGGACAGAAUAAGUUCUUCGCUCUAUCUGAUUUGUCCGUCCUGAAGUCGAAAUGGCAAAUCUCCCUAUAGUGAGUCCAAUACACUGAUUUCAAAGGUAGUUUUGAGAACUUUGUUUAAUUAAGAGGGUUAAAAAAUGUCGAAAGUUCCUGAGAAUUAACUAAUUCUUUUAAUUUGUGUGCUUGACGCAGGUGUCCCAAGGAGACUGGUGGAGCCCAAGAGAUUUGGCUAUGAGUUUGACCGUGGCACCUUCAUAUACAAGUUCUUUUUCCUGAGUUACGAGAUGCUCACCUGGCCGGAAGCCGAAAUCUACUGUCGUGAUGCAGAGGGCGGUCACCUGGCCAGCGUGCGAGACUUACGAGAGAACAAAUACAUAGAAUCGAAGCUGCGAAUGCUCAGAUAUUACUUUGGAUAUCCCAAAUGGUGGAUAGGAGCUUCGGACCUCUAUACUGAAGGAAACUUCAGUUGGACCGAUGGCAAACCCUUCACAUAUCAGCGCUGGGUUCAGGGGGAGCCCUCAGGCCAUCACAGGGGCAACAAGGAGGACUGCGCUGUUAUAACCGCUGACCCGCACUGGGGGCGAUGGAAGGAUGAUUAUUGUUUACACCAUCUCCCUUUCAUUUGCAAAAUCAGAGUUUGCAACCAGCGAGCCGAUAUUGGUUUCGCCAUUGACGCAUCUACAAGCGUCAGAGGAAGUGGCUUUAGAAAAUCCAAGGAUUUCAUCAAAUUCGUUCUGCAGCGGUUCAAAAUCUCUGAGCUUGGCAUUCAUGUGGGUUUGAUCCGCUUCUCCACUACUGCCAGAGUGAUAUUCAAUUUCGAAGAAUACUACACGAACGGGGACAUAAAUGCAGCCGUUGACAGCAUGAGGUACGUCAAAGGAGGCACAUACACCGACCGGGCCCUGAGACUGGCGAGGACCAAAUUAUUUCUCGAGAAACCACUGGGCAGUUCCCGUCCCUUAAUUCCCAAAUUCUUGGUUGUAAUGACAGAUGGCAUUUCAAAGAAUACUAGAAUUACAGCUAUGGAAGCUAAGGUGCUAAAGGAAAGAGGCGUUCAUAUUAUAGUAGUGGGUGUUGGUCGCAAUCUGGCGAGAAAGGAGUUGAUAAAUAUUGCGUCGUCUCCCCAAGACGUCAUCACUGCCACUUCGUUCAGAGCUCUGAAGAAAAUCGUGGUUGUAGCGAAGGAAAAAGUUUGCGGAGGAUUGUGAUAAACAGCAGAAAAUAGGUGAGCGAAGGAUUACAACGGGUGCCCGCCAAACUAAAGAACAACAGAAAACACGGCAAUACGGAGGAAUGCUAAAAGAUGGGAAUUCCCGAACAUUUAUGGAAGUCUCACGUGGACAGCAGAAAUUCCUGAGCAUUUUCGGAGGCUAUCGAGCCCAUCGAUAUUUGUGUGAGACAAUUUAACUGGAGAUGAGAUAACUUAUUUUAAAAACGGGGACUUAAUGGACAGAAAAAAGUAAAGAUUAAUCUGCUUCCACACUCGUAACCAAACCAUGAGUAAUGAUGUAUUGUUUUAACUCUAAACAAAACCCUUGUAUGUGACCAUUCGAAUGAAAGUGAUCUUGAGGGCAGCAAUUUAAUGUAAUACCGUUUGUUGCGAUGUUGAAAAUGUUUCCAAUUUCUAAAUAGUGUGCUAUAUAAAGGGGUUCUAAGUUUUAAGAUCUGGAUCUGAAUCCCUCACUUGCUCACUCACUCAAUCUUCUUCGUGUCCCUGAGCACAUAAAGCCAUGGAGAGAUCAAAAACUGUGAGUAAGAAAACAACAUUUAAGGAUGAGUGAAUUUAGAGGGACAAACAUAUAAGAAUAUUAGAUCUCAUUAUUACCGAGGAAAUGA